This is a messenger RNA of Cydia strobilella, 1513 nucleotides long. RefSeq names its product sodium channel protein Nach-like. Gene Ontology annotation, biological process: sodium ion transmembrane transport. Gene Ontology annotation, cellular component: plasma membrane. The transcript has 10 exons. The coding region runs from base 34 to 1512 and encodes 492 amino acids. Lineage: Eukaryota; Metazoa; Arthropoda; Insecta; Lepidoptera; Tortricidae. The record is from RefSeq and is a predicted model, not a curated record. Gene Ontology annotation, molecular function: ligand-gated sodium channel activity.
UUUAAAACUACCGGUCUUACUUCGUACGAGGAAAUGGGGAAAAAAGGAGUAUUCGUGGAUGGAAAUUUUAAAAUGUUACUAAAGCAUUUUUGUCUGGAAGGGACUGUGUUAGGACUCAAGUAUUUUUAUUUAUAUCCAGAUAGAGUAUCAAGAUGCUUCUGGGCGGUAACUCUGAUACUCAUAGUGAUGUUCGCAUGCAGCCUGACAUGGUUGUUAUACGGCCGCUUCAACGAGAUGCCGACUCGCAUCACCAUCGAGAACCAGUAUCAGUCCCUCGACACCCUGCCGUUCCCGGCCAUCACCAUCUGCUCGCCCAACCAGAUGACCCUGAGCUCUAUGAGACACUUUAACAAAACCUUGAUCGAUGGUAACACUACAGUGAAUCUGGAGAAAGCCCUUCCCCAACUGCUGGGUUUCUAUUCGAGUGUCCCGGUUAUUGACGAUGAAGAAUUAAGGCGUCUUCAGAGACUCAUUGACGAAAACCGAUACACAGUACCUGAGGUAAUGGGACUAAUGCCCCAAAGCUGUGAGAACUUCCUAAAGCUUUGCUUGUUCAAGCUGAAGGUACGGCCUUGCAGUGAGCUAUUCCGUCCCAUUCUCACCAAGCAGGGGCUGUGCUGUGCGUUCAACAGCGUCUACUCGUUCAAAGAUAAAAGACGGAACGAAAGAGAUCCACACUUCAAGCCGCACAUGGCGACCACGCGGGGCAUCUACGACGGACUGCGAGUCGUGGUGGACUACGAGCCGGAAGACGCCUUGCCGAGGACCUUGUUCCACGUCGGCGCUAUCAGGGUAAUGUUCACGGAUUGGACCGAGUUCCCUGCUGAUGACGAGACUAACCUUGUAUGUCCGCGCGUCGAGGCCUUCCACAGCAUCCAAGGGACCUACACCUACUGCUCGGAAGAGGUCACCAGCCUGCCUCCUAAUAGUCGCGAAUGUCUCUUCGAGAACGAGCGUCGGCUGCAAUCGUUCGUGGAUUACCAUAACUCCGAUUGCGACCACUUGUGCUACAUCCGAGCCGUGGAAAAGCACUGCCAUUGCAGGCCAGUGUACGUGCCGUACGUGGGCACACGGUCCUGUGACGUCACUAAGAUACGAUGUAUCAGCAAGGUACCAGACCUGUUAAAUAAUGACGGUAUAGUGGACUGCAACUGCCCGCGAGACUGUGUAUCCAGGAUGUACACCGUUGAUCUGAGCCUCGGGAACCUUAGAGCGCUGCCCCACAUGGUUUACAACCCUUAUUCUGCAAUCCAGUUCAACGAAAGCACGACCAUCCUGCAUUUCUUCUUUCCUACCUCCGUGUAUGUGAAGAAGAAACAGGAAACUGUUAUGUCGCUAAUCAAUUUAGUCUCAAACCUCGGCGGUAUAUUCGGCCUCUGCAUGGGUGUGAGUGCGGUCAGCGUAAUGGAAAUGAUAUUCUACACGCGCAAGGCCGUCGAGAAUUAUCUCAGGAAGCGGCUGCGGCGCGCCGUGGAGGACCAAAUGCGACAAUACAGGAAACGUGAUUAUUGAA